UUCAAGCCCAAUAACAAGUGAACACCGCGCGACGCCACACGUUUUGAACGUUCGCUGAAGAAGACACCACGCGUUAAACGACGUUAAGCAGAAGUUUUUAAUUACUACACCGCACUUAAAAAAUAACCAAACACAUCAACAAGUUUUUUCUGUGACCCGAUAAAAUGGAAGCAGUGGCUGAAUCAAGAGUAUCCCCUGAAAUGUCGACUAUAACGACAACAAACGGUCAUAGAAAUCAAGAAAAUUUCGCUAAAACUGUUUUUGGGGCCGAACAAGUAGUAGAAGAAGCAAAAACAUGCGGAAGAAUUCUAGUAGUUUUGUCUUGGAUUGUCGUGGUUCUGACGAUGCCGUUCUCCCUCUUUGUCUGUUUCAAGGUAGUUCAAGAAUAUGAAAGAGCGGUCAUUUUUAGGCUUGGUCGUCUUUUAUCUGGCGGGGCAAAAGGACCUGGUAAGAAAUUUAUUUCAAAAUUAAUAAUCUUCGUGAUAAAUCUCAAAUGAAUAAUUUCAAUUGAG
This is a messenger RNA of Onthophagus taurus, 512 nucleotides long. The record is from RefSeq and is a predicted model, not a curated record. Lineage: Eukaryota; Metazoa; Arthropoda; Insecta; Coleoptera; Scarabaeidae.